AUGCAGUUCACCGCCGUUCUUCUCUUCGUCGCAUCGACUCUGGCCGCCACUUCUUCCCCAAUGGCACAAUGCGCCACCGAAUUCACCUUGUGCCAGCAGAGCGCAAAUGCAGUCACCCUCUUCACAAAGUGCUCGACUCUGUUGGCCGCCUGCGCUGCAUCUGGAGCCAUGACCACGGACGAUGAAUCCCUCGGCCAAACCAUGAGUGAUGGUUUGAGGAAGGCUUACCGAAAGUGUCGGGAGGAAUACAGUUCUUGCAGGGGCGCUCCACGGGCGAACUUGAGCACUUGCGCUAAUGAGGCUCUUGGUUGCUUCGCCGAUGGAAAGAGAAGAUUCGAUUCGAUCUCGAUUUCUAGCAAAUGA
Molecule: messenger RNA, 363 nt
Organism: Ramularia collo-cygni
Lineage: Eukaryota; Fungi; Ascomycota; Dothideomycetes; Mycosphaerellales; Mycosphaerellaceae
Exons: 1
Coding region: 1-363 (120 amino acids)
Source: RefSeq, a predicted model, not a curated record